This is a messenger RNA of Gadus morhua (Atlantic cod), 768 nucleotides long. It is a transcript of the gene mrpl52, whose product is annotated as mitochondrial ribosomal protein L52. NCBI's taxonomy places the organism in Eukaryota, Metazoa, Chordata, Actinopteri, Gadiformes, Gadidae. Gene Ontology annotation, cellular component: mitochondrial large ribosomal subunit. Gene Ontology annotation, molecular function: structural constituent of ribosome. The coding region runs from base 76 to 459 and encodes 127 amino acids. The transcript has 5 exons. Gene Ontology annotation, biological process: mitochondrial translation. The record is from RefSeq and is a predicted model, not a curated record.
AUGUUGUGAUCUGUACUCAGAUAAACCAAGGUUGUUGGCACCAUCUAGUGGCAAAGUCGAAAUAGUGCAAACAAGAUGGCGGCCCCCAUCAAGACGUUGUGCUGCUCAGUUUUGAGAUGUUGUAGGCGUUCUUUCGGUACAACAUCUACGAACCAAGCGGGGAAGAAGUGGAGAACGGAACAUGGAUUGGCUCCGUCUGGUACAGAAUAUGGUCCUUUGACAGACCUGCCUGAUUGGUCGUAUGCAGAUGGAAGACCCGCCCCUCUCCUCAAGGGUCAGCUGAGGAGAAAGCAAGAAAGAGAGGCUUUAGCAAGACGCGUGGUGAUGCUCAGCGGAGAGGUAGAUAAGGGGAUGGAGGCAUGGCAACAGAAAAAGGAAGACGCAAAGCGAAUGGAGGCGCACCAAAAGUCCCUGCUACUCAAACCGAAGGGCCAACUAUUACUAAAGAAGUCAACGUAAAACACUUCAGUUAUAGAACCCUAUGUCUGUUUUUUUUGUGUUAUUUUUCAGUAGAAUGUUCUUUCUUUUUCAACUUGGUUUUUCAAUGGCUGCCUGGACACCAGGUGAUAUGAAACAUCUCUUUAAGUACUUUAGUUCUGGUCAUUUUAAAAUUACGAGUCUUCCUGGAAAGCAUUUGCAUCAUUUUUGUUUUGUUAUCACGGCCGAAACACUUUUACACUAGUUUUGUAAAAUGAUUUAUCUUGCAUAUGUGGCAUAUAAUGUAAGCAGGACUUUCCACUCAAUAAAAAACAUUGAUCAUUCAACGAC